AUGGCAGGCGUUGGUGACGAAGAAAUCGUUAAUAUCGUGAUGCACGACAAUCCCGAGAAAACUAUGCCAGGUGCCCCCAAUAGCCUGCUCGCCAGCGACCAUGCUACUAUGACUGAUCUAAGCAAGGCUGCAAGGGAUGUUUUGGCUUACAUUGAUAUGGAAGAUAAACCGAUCGAUGAAAUUUCCUAUACAAAACUAUGUUCUAAGAUUGUAUACCUGGGAGAGUGUCUUAAAGAUUAA
Molecule: messenger RNA, 240 nt
Organism: Penicillium samsonianum
Lineage: Eukaryota; Fungi; Ascomycota; Eurotiomycetes; Eurotiales; Aspergillaceae
Exons: 1
Coding region: 1-240 (79 amino acids)
Source: RefSeq, a predicted model, not a curated record